This is a messenger RNA of Sesamum indicum (sesame), 1879 nucleotides long. Its product is annotated as (-)-germacrene D synthase. Lineage: Eukaryota; Viridiplantae; Streptophyta; Magnoliopsida; Lamiales; Pedaliaceae. Gene Ontology annotation, biological process: diterpenoid biosynthetic process. Gene Ontology annotation, molecular function: magnesium ion binding; terpene synthase activity. The record is from RefSeq and is a predicted model, not a curated record.
AGUGCUUGCUAGCAAAAGAAAACAAACACGGGAGAUAAAUCAAAAAUGGAAUUUGGUUCAUCAAAUUUUCCUAUUUUCACUAAAAAUGACGAUUUAGAUGAUGUUCGUCGCUCAGUCAAAUUUCAUCCCACCAUUUGGGGAGAAUAUUUCUUGGCGUAUGCCUCUACGGAAAUAUCUAGUGUUGAAAAGGACGAACUCCAAAAGCAAAAAAAAAUGAUGAGGAAGGUACUGAACCAAACGCCAGAUGAUUCAUCUCACAAAUUAGAACUUAUUGACGCAAUCCAACGCCUUGGAGUAAGCUAUCAUUUUGAAGAAGAAAUUGGAAAAUCCUUAAAAUGCAUUUAUGACAUUUACUCGGAGUGCAGUAACAAAGACAACAAUGUCCGUAGUGUUGCUCUGCGUUUUCGUUUACUCAGACAACAAGGUUAUGCUAUCUCGCCUGAUGUGUUCAGCAAAUUCACGGACAAGGAAGGAAAUUUUAAUGAGAUGAUGUUCGAAAAUGUUGAAGACUUAUUAGAUUUAUAUGAGGCGGCACAUUUUGGAGUAGAUGGGGAUGAAAUUCUUGAUAAAGCAUUAGAGUUUUCCUCCUCUAAACUUCAGUUUUUACUCCCAAUCAUGACCACUUCUCUUUCCAAACAAGUAAAAGAAGCCUUGAAGAUCCCAAUACUCAAGAGUUUGACGAGGUUGGGAGCCUGGAAAUUCAUUGCUGCCUACCAACAACAUAAAUCACAUAAUGAGAUACUAUUGAAUUUCGCAAAGUUGGAUUUCAAUAUUGUACAAAAGAUGCAUCAGAAAGAGCUCAGUCUUAUUACAAGGUGGUGGAAGGAUUUAAAUUUUACAAAUAAAUUAUCUUUUGCAAGAGAUAGAGUGGCAGAAUGCUACUUUUGGAUAUUGGGAGUGUACUUCGAGCCCCAAUACCAAUUUGAAAGAAGAAUACUCACCAAAGUCCUUGCUCUGAUUUCCAUUAUGGAUGACAUUUACGACAUCUAUGGCACGUUAGAGGAUCUCCAACUCUUUACGAGAAUUGUUCAGAGGUGGGAUGUUAAUGACCUGGACCAAUUGCCACCGUACAUGGGAAUAUGUUACAAAGCCUUUUUAGAUGUGUACCUUGAGAUGGAAGCUGAAGUGGAGAAUGGAGGGGAAUCAUAUCUUGUUCAAUAUACAAAAGAAGAGAUGAAAAAAUUGACGAGGGCAUUUUUACAAGAGGCAGAAUGGGUUUACAGUAAGUAUAUGCCAACGAUGGAGGAAUAUACAGAGGUGGCUCUUGUAACUACUGGUCAUGCGAUGAUGGCAACACUUUCCCUGAUUGGUGUGAGAAACACAGUGACGAAGAAAGACCUUGAAUGGAUUACAAGUAAACCCCUAAUAGUACAAGCAUCGGCAAUCGUUUGUCGAUUCAUGGACGACAUCGUGGGAUUUGGGAUUGAGAAAAAAUACACAGCAGUGCAUUGUUACAUGAACCAAAAUGGUGCUUCAAAGAUGGACACUUUUGCUCAACUUAGGGAACAAGUGAAGAAAGCAUGGAAAGAUAUGAAUCAAGAAUGCCUUGAACCGACACCAGUCUCCAUGUCGAUCCUUAAACCUGUUGUCGAUCUUGCUCGUGUCAUACAUCUCUUGUACGCGGAUAAUGAUGACUACACCAAUUCCCAAACUAAUACGAGAGACUAUAUAAGCUGCGUGCUGGUCGAGCCUCUGACGACCUGAAGAUCGGACAAUGCAUGUCGCGAGGCUGGAGCUCAUUCCUUUGCUCCUCGGACUUAAUUUGCAGAUAAAGUUAAAGCAAAUUAAUCGAUAAAAAUAAAGACUUGAUGUCUGCUUCUCGUACAAGACAAAUUUCCUACGUAUUGUUGAAUGAAAUAAGAGCAUGUUUGCUUCUCCC